Molecule: messenger RNA, 2662 nt
Organism: Myzus persicae (green peach aphid)
Lineage: Eukaryota; Metazoa; Arthropoda; Insecta; Hemiptera; Aphididae
Product: nose resistant to fluoxetine protein 6-like
Exons: 13
Coding region: 1-2262 (753 amino acids)
Molecular function (GO): acyltransferase activity, transferring groups other than amino-acyl groups
Source: RefSeq, a predicted model, not a curated record
AUGUUCUCGCACUCGCCGUUGCGAUGGUCGUUGUCCGUGGCAUUGUUGCUGACACUGGCGUUGACACUGGAGUUCGACGGUCAAGUUCGUCGGGACGACGGCGGUCUAUUGCCGUCACAAUUGUUAUCGGCGUUCAACGGCUCCAGCGUGGCCUUUCCGGUGGACGGUGAGAGUGCACCACCGAAGGACGACGACAUUUACCCCGAGUUGUGGGUCUCCGAUUUGUUUUACCGAGCGUUGGGCAACUUCACCAUUCAGCGGGUGGGCAGCACCGCUUGCCAGCGACAAGUAGACAUGUACGUUAGAAACUUAAGGAAUUACACCGAUUGGGCCGUCAGAAUGGCAGAAUCUUGGAAUCGACAUCCAAUUGGUAUAUUAGCGGGUAACAAAUAUCAUAUGGGUAUUUACGACGAAUGUGUGGACGUUAAUUAUCCAGUAAAGGGGCAGUAUUGCUUGUGCGAAAUACAUUUAUUUCCGCCGACGGGGAAAAAUUACAGUUUCCACAACGGGACGGAAAACAUUAACGAGAUUGGCCACAAUCACGCGUGGAAAACAAUACUCGGGUGGGUCGAUUCUCCAGAUCUAGUCAAACGAAACAGUUUGAAUUUAGGGAUAUGUAUACCGGAUUCUUGUUCAGCGUCAGAUCUACAGACGUCGUUGCAAGAAGAAUUGGAUAAGGUGUUUCUACCGGAGAAUUUCAAAGCAGUAGUUCAAGUAGACCCGAUACUGUGUAGUGUGAGUGGAGACAUGUAUCCUUACGACACAGCGUAUUUUGUUACCAGUGCAUUUUUUGUAGUACUUGUUUUUAUCUGUUGUGGUGUGACCGUUUUUCAUUUCAUUCAAUUAUCGUGUCCACAAAAUAAAACCUUACCUGAUGAUUCAUUUUUAAUUUCAUUUUCAUUUAUCAAGUCUGCCAAAGAAUUAUUAAAAUAUGAUAAAACAAAUGAAUUAAAUAUACUGAAUGGUGCAAAAGUGACAACUAUGCUAUUCAUAUUAUUUGGUCACAGAUUCAUGUAUUUGGCAGGAAAUCCUAUGAGCCAUCCUAAAUUUGUCGAAGAUAUUUAUUUACAUGGACCGAAUAUAUUAUUAACUAGUAUGAAUCUAGUAGAUCCGUUUUUCUUCAUUAGUGGUUUUAUCUUGUACAUUACCGUCUCUCCGAUAUUCCUGAAACCUGGAUCGGUAUGGAUGAAACUUGCGUCUCCAGUUGUCUACCGAAUAGUAAGAAUGUUACCGGCUUAUUGUGCGAUGAUGGUGAUCACAGCUAACAUCGUACCUCAUCUUGGAGACGGUCCACUUUGGACUCAAAAGACCUGGAGCGAAGCCGAGACGUGUAAAAAAUAUUGGUGGACCAAUUUUCUUUUUAUAAGUAAUUUAAUAGAUGCCAAUUACAAUUGCCUCAUAGUGAGCUGGUACAUAUCGUGUGACGUUCAGUUCUUCAUAAUUGGCGUUGUUUUAGUUUAUAUUUACACAAAGAACAAAAAGUACGGAAUUGGAUUGCUCGCUACUAUUCUUAUUACGUCGAUACUUACGCCAUUUAUUAUCACAAUUAUGACGAAAAGUGAUGGAAUACUUAAAGUACACAUUCCAUUUUUAGAAAACCCUAGAACUUCGGCAACGUUUAACGGGUCUUACAGAGCCAGUCACAUGCGAGCCACGCCUUUUUUCGUCGGGGUGGCAAUGAGCUUGAUGAUCAAUAAAUUGAAAGAGAAAAAAAUCAAAUUAUCACUGGUUACUGUCUAUGGAGGGACGUUCGUCGUAACUCUGAUCUGUUUAUGGGUACAGUUUUACGGUGCUAUAUUUUAUACGAGACAUAGGCCUUAUUAUCCUUUAGAACAAGCUCUAUAUUCGACAUUCAGCCAUUUGACAUGGACGGCAAUAUUUAUAUGGAUUACUAUUUGCUAUUACACAACUGGUUACGGUCUUUUUAUAAAACUUUUCGAUAACAGAUUUGUUGCACCCAUGGGGAGGCUCUCAUACUCCGUGUUUUUAGUGAACCUUAUCGUUAUGAUGAUGUCUCAGAGUUCUCAAAGAGUGCCCACUUAUCUAUCAGCAAAAUCAUUGUUGGAUACUUGGAUAUACGAUACAUUCAAAACUUAUUUGAUGGGCUUAGCAUUAUACUUAGUCGUCGAAGCACCGUUUGGAAAUUUGACUAGACAAAUGUUCGGGCGAGGGAAAAAGAGUGAGACGUCCACAAGAAACGAAAUACCAAUUGAAAAACCUACAGUUGCAGAAACUCCAAAAAAAGUUAUGACUCAUUUAUAAUAAGUAAUAACCGAUUAAAACUAAAAAAAAAUUCUAAAUAGGUACCUAACUAUUACCUAAUUAAUUUUUUGUCGGAUUUGAUUACAAUUGGAUAUGAUACUAUUAUUGAUUUAUCAUAUUUUUUUUUUGUAAAUAAUAGUUUAGUUUCAUAAACACGUAUGAUAAUUUUUUUUAAUGUUUCUCUUCGCAUUACAUUAUUUAUUUUAUAUAUUUAUUAUCAUAUAAUAUAUUUUUUAUUUGUUCCAAUCACUUCGAACAUUAUACUAUAUACAAUUUUCCAAGUGCCUCGAUUGUAUUAGAGGCACAUUGAAUACCGACCAACUUCAUGUAUCAUUAGAAAUAAAAUCAUAUAAAGCUGCUUUUUUUGUAAUCGCAAGUUAAUAGUUUAUUUAAUACUGAA